Messenger RNA from Leishmania braziliensis MHOM/BR/75/M2904, 1380 nucleotides. Its product is annotated as putative beta-ketoacyl synthase family protein. NCBI's taxonomy places the organism in Eukaryota, Euglenozoa, Kinetoplastea, Trypanosomatida, Trypanosomatidae. Bases 1 to 1380 code for a protein of 459 amino acids. The record is from RefSeq and is a predicted model, not a curated record. Gene Ontology annotation, molecular function: 3-oxoacyl-[acyl-carrier-protein] synthase activity. Gene Ontology annotation, biological process: fatty acid biosynthetic process. The transcript has a single exon.
AUGGUCACGCCUCUCGGCAACACCGCUGGGGAGACAUGGGCGGCUGUGUGCCGUGGCCAAUCCGGCAUUCGACACCUGCGUGAGGUACCGCAUUUUUUGCCAGGCUUCAUCCAGAACGACAAGACAUUGUCGGUGCAGCAGAAGGCGGUGGCGCUAGAGAAGCUUGUGGCUGCCUUCCCAUGCAAGGUGGCCGCUCCUGUUCAGCCGUCAGUCGAGGUCGCAUCGGCUGCGGACAAGGCAGACAAGGCGCUGCAUGUGGCUGAUUCGUUCGCGCCAACAGCCUACGAACCACGCGCGCUUCGCUUCUGCGCGCGCGCAGUGGACGAGGCGCUCGCAGAUGCCGCUCUACAGCUCUCCGAGACCGUGCAGGAUCGGUGCGGCGUCAACAUCGGCAUGGGCAUCCCCUCGCUUGCCGACGUGACGGAUGUGUCGGCCUACCUUGCCGGCGACGCCAUCGCCACCGACGUGGGUCAUGUGCACUACAACAAAGUGUCUCCAAUGUUUUUGCCUAAAAUCCUGGGCAAUAUGGCAGCCGGCAACACAGCAAUUCGCCACAAGCUGCGCGGUCCCAUCGGUAGCAGCGUGGCUGCGUGCGCGACAGGGGCGCACUGCAUUGGCGAGGCGGCGUCGUGGAUACGUGAGGGGCGAGCAGAUGUUAUGGUUUGCGGCGCAACCGAGGCUUGCAUCACGCCGGUGUCAGUAGCCGGUUUUUCGCGGAUGCGGACACUGUGCACGCAGUACAAUGAUACCCCAUCGUCCGCCUCACGGCCGUUCGACAUAAGUCGCGCUGGCUUUGUGAUGGGAGAAGGCGCAGGUAUUGUGAUUCUCGAAGCGCUCGAACACGCCGCAGCGCGGGCGACGCCGCGCGUGUACGCCGAGCUGCGCGGGUUCGGCGUGUCAUGCGAUGCCCACCACGUGGCAGUGCCGCACCCCGAAGGACUUGGGGCCCGCCGCUGCGUCGAGCAAGCCUUGGCAGAUGGCGGCGGUGUCCCUGCCGCGGCCGUAGGCUACGUGAACGCGCACGCGACAGGCACCAUUGGUGAUGAGAUUGAGCUCAUGGCGAUCCAGCGCGCACUGCGACCCUCCACGUCACAGCCCUCUCCUGCGCUGUAUGUGAGUAGUGCCAAAGGAGGGCUGGGUCACCUACUCGGUGCUGCGGGAAGCGUCGAGGCGGCGCUUGCGGUCUUUGCGUUGCACGAACAGCGGGCACCGCCGACAGCGAACUUGACGACGCCGUGUCUCACCGUAGAGCAGCAGAAGUGCGGCGUUGUGUGCAUCCAAGGCAGCACCGCGCAGGAACUUCAGAGUUGCGAAGCGGUGAUAUCAACCAGCUUUGGCUUCGGCGGAAUCAACACAGCUUUGCUCUUUACGCACGUGUAG